AGACAGUCCCCGUCCCCCCGCACCGGCGCCGCUCAGAUGAUCCACAGACCCAGCUCCGUCCCUUACAGAUAGCCGACAGGGUCGUCUUGAUGAUAGUCUCACGCCUAAAAAGGGCGGGGGGAGUGAGCCCGCUGUCGCUGCCGAUCCAGAAGUUACACAAAGCUGUGCUUUAAGCUUUUUAAUCUGAUGUUUUUUCAUCCUACUGUCUUGGAGCUUCAGGGUCAUGGCAAGGAAGGAGCCAGGAAAUGAAGCUCAGUUGGCGUUCUCGUCAGCCAGUCAGCGCCAAGAAGUACCUAAAAAAACAAACUAUGCUCUCAAAAAUACACUAGUGGGGCACGGGGCCGCAGUGUCUUCGGUUAAGUUUAGUCCUAAUGGAGAAUGGCUGGCAAGUUCUUCUGCUGAUAAACUCAUUAUAAUUUGGGAAGCAUAUGAUGGAAAAUAUGAAAAGACACUAUAUGGUCACAAUCUGGAAAUAUCAGAUGUGGCCUGGUCAUCAGACUCCAGUUGUCUUGUUUCUGCUUCAGAUGAUAAAACUCUAAAGAUAUGGGAUGUGAGAACUGGAAAAUGUCUGAAGACACUGAAGGGACACAGUAAUUAUGUUUUCUGCUGUAAUUUCAAUCCACCGUCCAACCUGGUUGUUUCAGGAUCUUUUGAUGAGAGUGUGAAAAUCUGGGAAGUGAAAACAGGAAAGUGCCUCAAGACUUUGUCUGCUCAUUCGGACCCAGUUUCUGCUGUUCAUUUUAACUGUAAUGGGUCAUUGAUAGUGUCAGGUAGCUAUGAUGGUCUCUGUAGAAUCUGGGAUGCUACAUCAGGUCAAUGUUUAAAGACACUUGUUGAUAAUGAUAACCCCCCUGUCUCUUUUGUAAAAUUUUCCCCAAAUGGUAAGUACAUUCUUACUGCAACUUUGGACAACACUCUUAAAUUGUGGGACUACACUAGAGGAAGAUGCCUGAAGACGUACACUGGUCAUAAGAAUGAGAAAUACUGCAUAUUUGCUAAUUUUUCAGUUACUAGUGGAAAGUGGAUUGUAUCUGGUUCUGAGGAUAACCUGGUUUACAUUUGGAACCUCCAGAGUAAAGAAAUUGUACAGAAAUUACAAGGUCAUACAGAUGUUGUGAUUUCAGUAGCUUGUCAUCCUACAGAAAACAUCAUUGCAUCAGCAGCCUUAGAAAAUGACAAAACAAUUAAACUGUGGAUAAGUGAGUAUUAAGGUCUUUGGAAAUCAAGUGCUAAAGCCAAGUUGGCAAAAUACUUAGAUGUUUGAAAACAUGAUUUCUCUGAAUUUUGAAGCGGUUUUGUAUUUCUUUUUAAAUUAGCAUUUUGUUGUAAGAUUUUUGAGACUCAGAAUUUACAAAAUGAGAUGGCUUCUGUAGCAAUCGUGACGCUUGUUGGGCUCUCUCUGGACAGUUUCCAGUUCUGUUCCUCUGAGUUAAUCCUAGCAGGUUGUUGUACUAGGAGUAUUUGGAAGUAAGGUUGAGAAGAUGGGAUGACUGAGGGGAUCAUGUGAGUUUGCAGAUUGUGGUCAGAUGAAUAAGCACAUAACCCUUGGUUGGUAAUGCCAGGAUUGAAGGUACAUGUCAUAUGAUAGCAUCACUCUUGGUGCUAUUCUACAUGAUGGGAUUCAAAAGUCUGUGGAAUCAAGUCUGCCAGCCUGGUGAGACUGUUAUAGUUAGGUUCAUUCAAAGAUUAAGAAUGACCUCUAAAUACCUUACUAGGCUGGGUUGUACUAUCUUACAAUUUUUUAGAGAAACUACAUGUCUUGAAUGAUUAAGAAUGCUCUCUUUUAGGACAUAGUGACGCUCAAACUCAAUUCAGAAAUCACAAACACCAUUACUGCCUGCUUCCCACCUCAACAGACAGCUAAAUUGAGUUUUCCUGCUCUUUAUAGCUUCUAUUGUAAAGUUGAAAAUGCAUGUUUGCCAAUCUAUAUUGUAAUGAUUUCAUGGGCCAUGUUUCCUAUUAAUAAAUUUUGC
Molecule: messenger RNA, 1973 nt
Organism: Dipodomys ordii (Ord's kangaroo rat)
Lineage: Eukaryota; Metazoa; Chordata; Mammalia; Rodentia; Heteromyidae
Gene: Wdr5b
Product: WD repeat domain 5B
Exons: 2
Coding region: 224-1210 (328 amino acids)
Cellular component (GO): Set1C/COMPASS complex
Molecular function (GO): histone binding
Source: RefSeq, a predicted model, not a curated record